AUGCGAUCCUACUUUGCAUUUUCUUCAGAAAACGCAAAACAGGCCUGCGUUUUGCAUGAAAAUGCAAAGGGUCUUCCCGUUUUCUUCAUUAUCGGACCCCUACUUGCGCAAAAUCUGCCAUAUUUCAUGCGGACGAGGCAGUGCUUGGUGCUUGGACCCGGCCAGAAGCUUAGGGAAAAGAUCACAGGGUUGGAUUCAAUUAGGCACCAACAGUUCAUACAAUUAGACCACGCUUUAAUAGGUGCAUUGGUUGAAAGGUGGUGUCCACUAACAAACACCUUUCACUUACCGGUGGGGGAGAUGACGAUAACAUUACAGGAUGUUCAGUUGCUCUUGGGCAUCAGGAUAGAUGGUGCGCCAAUUAUUGGUAGUUCAGUAGUCGGAGACGGGUUACGUUGGGAUACAUGGAUAGAGUGCUGUAAUGAGCUAUUGGGGUCCCACGCAGACCCAAAUGUUACGUACCAUGAUCCUGACGAUAACGAUGUAGAGGUUAUCUUCAGAAUGGGGCAUUCACAAGCGUACUCAAUUAUACCGCUUCGAUGGUUACGAUGGACCUUUUAUCGGGAGUCAUAUGAAGAUUUACCCCGACAUGUGUUCCUUCGACAUGUUAGGGCAUACAUUAUGUAUAUGCUUGGUUGUUAUUUAUUGCCUGAUACAUCCGGAUCCCACGUGCAUAUGCAAUAUCUCCCAUUACUUGAGCACAUAGAGAAUUUUGCCCAUUACUCUCUAGGUUCGGCGGUAUUGGCACAUCUGUAUAGAGAGUUGAAUCUAGCGACACGACCUUCGAGAAUGUACAUAGCUGGAUGCCUACCUCUGUUGCAGGUAUGGGCUUGGGAGCGGAUACAUGUUGGCAGGCCAACACUUCGAGUUCCAUACCCACGGGAUAUCAUUGGAAAGCCCCUAGCUUUGAGGUGGGCUGAAGGAAGAGUGCGAGAAGUUCCACUUGGGAACAUGAUGACAUACAGAGAUGAGCUGGAUGGACUUCAACUUAGCCAGGCAAUAUUUAUGCCUUACUCGGAUGCUAUAAUGGGCAUGAUGCCUGCAAUAUGCCAUGAAGCGAACAACCUAUGGAUGGCUCGUGUCCCAUUGAUUAGCUGGAAACGGGUAGAGUGGCAUUUGCCUGACAGGGUGAUGCGACAAUUUGGAGGCAUUCAACCUCGAACAAUUGAGCCCAUGGAGCGUGAAUUUCGACGGGUUGAUGGGAGAGGCCGAGCUGAGGUAGAUUGGCUUCAUUAUCAUAGAGGAUAUAUUGAGUUAUGGAAUAACAGAUUAGCACUAAUUACAACCAUCACGCAUCCAUUGGGAGAUGGUCAGAAGGAGUUAUCAGAUUAUUUACAAUGGUACAGAUCUUGGGCUUCCAUCUACCUACUUAAAGCGGCGACAAAUCCACCAGAAACAAUUUAUCCUAGGUCACCGGGGGAGAGGAUAGUGGUUGAUUACUUCUUGCGUAGCAAAGAAAUUGCUGAAUCAUAUGCUACGGGUCAGAUGGAGAGUGGGGGGUCUAUAAAUCAAGGAUAUGCUGAUAUUGUCGAACUUACAAGACAAGUGGAGCAAUCUGUAUAUAUUGAUACUACUGGCCGGCAACCUCGACGAGGAGGACGAACUUCAGUAAUGGAGCAGCCAGCAAGGAGAUCUACAUCUCAUAGUUCAGGAUUACGUUCAAAUCCUGUAGAUCCGCCAAGACACUCUAUGUACGUAGGAUCAGCUGAUUCUGGCCGACCUUUAGGGAUGACGGGAGCAGGGCCUUCUAUAAUACGUGGUGAAGGGAGUUCAUCUCAGGGCGGAAGAGGAAGCCAUUGGACAAUUCCAGAAUCACAAUGGCCUGGUACAGCAUCUUCGUAUGGGCGAGAUGCUCCAUAUGACUUGAACAAUCCCAUGUGGACGACACUAUUUGGUUGGACAGGAACUCCAUCACAGCAUGGCAUAGUUGCUGAAGAAGUCCAACCUGACAUAAACAGUACGGAGGAGGAGGUGCAUCAGGACGAAGAAGAAGAACCUCAGCUCCAGAGGAGGAGUAGGCGGGUACCGUCAAGAUACACCCCCGGUACAGAUGCUCUCAAACCAAGAAAGAAGCGUUAG
Dendrobium catenatum is the source of this 2079-nucleotide messenger RNA. Its product is annotated as serine/threonine-protein phosphatase 7 long form homolog. Gene Ontology annotation, biological process: meristem development; meristem maintenance. Bases 1 to 2079 code for a protein of 692 amino acids. The transcript has 5 exons. Lineage: Eukaryota; Viridiplantae; Streptophyta; Magnoliopsida; Asparagales; Orchidaceae. The record is from RefSeq and is a predicted model, not a curated record.